Messenger RNA from Blastomyces dermatitidis ER-3, 3498 nucleotides. RefSeq names its product crossover junction endodeoxyribonuclease. NCBI's taxonomy places the organism in Eukaryota, Fungi, Ascomycota, Eurotiomycetes, Onygenales, Ajellomycetaceae. Gene Ontology annotation, molecular function: 5'-flap endonuclease activity; crossover junction DNA endonuclease activity. The transcript has 4 exons. The coding region runs from base 90 to 1874 and encodes 594 amino acids. The record is from RefSeq and is a predicted model, not a curated record.
CACGAACAGCUGAACGACAUGCGGAAAGGCCUGAAUCCACUCCGCUCAAUCAUAGGAGGUACGAAAGUACCUCUGUCCGGGAUUUUUGAAUGGGAAUUCCGGGUCUUAUCCAGUCACUCGGCCCUGGAGAACGAAUCUCCUUAGCCAAGUUGGCUGUCGAUCAUUUGCAGCGGACAUCCCGACCCAUUCGCGUUGCUAUAGAUAUUUCGAUAUGGCUUUUCCAAAUCCAAGCAGGGAAAGGAGGCACCAAUCCGGAGCUUCGAACCCUCUUCUAUCGUCUGGUACGGUUGACGGGAUUACCUGUGCAUCCACUGUUCGUUUACGAUGGCCCGCAAAGGCCCACGUACAAGCGUGGGAAGUUAAUUGGCAGAAACACCGGAGUUGGUGAUCUGGGAAGGGUAAUACGGCGUUCCAAAUAUUUGAUAGACUUAUUCCGCUUUCCGCAUCACACAGCACCGGGAGAAGCUGAGGCUGAAUGCGCGAGGCUGCAGACCUCCGGUGUGGUGGAUGCAGUUAUGAGCAAUGAUGUCGACGCUAUUAUGUUUGGAUCAAAGGUCACGAUCAUGAACUUUUCCAAAGAAAACUCUAGCGGAACAAAUGCGGCCACCCAUGUUACUCUUUAUCGAACCGAGGGGACUGGGGAUGAAGAGAAACCGAAUGUUCCGCUUGAUAGGGGUGGCAUGAUUCUCUUUGCGUUGUUAAGUGGAGGCGACUAUCUACCUGCGGGAGUACCAAAAUGCGGCCCGAAGCUGGCAGGGGAAAUCGUACAGGCAGGCUUUGGUAACGAAUUAUUACAAGCCAUCGAAGGUAGCCCAUCGGAAGUAGCUAUGAAGUUAGGGAAAUGGAGAGAACGGCUGCAAACCGAGCUCCAUGAAAAUGGUGAGGGAUAUUUUAGGUCCAAACACAAAGUUGUCCAAAUUCCAGAUAACUUUCCGGACCUGAAAGUGCUGCGCGACUACACACAUCCAGUUGUUUCUUCGGCAGAGAAGCUAAAUGAGGUACGGCAGUCAUUUAAGUGGGACCAAGCCAUUGAUAUCGAGGGUCUUAGAAACUUCGUUUGGAAGGAUUUCGGCUGGCAGCAUGGCUCUGCAAGAAGAUUGACUAAGAUCCUUGCGGGGCCCUUGGUGUGCAAUAGAUUGAGAUUAUGCCUCCCACUCCUCGCCAACCUUGACUCGUUAGCCCUUUAUGAACCAACAACAGGCGCGCAAUUUUGCGGGCAAAGAUUUCACUACAGCACCGAUGGAUUAUCAGAGCUGAGGCUUGAGUUUAUACCGAGCGAUAUUGUUGGGUUAGACUUAAACAGUGAACCCACCGCCACCGGGGCACAACAAGAGAGUGAGACCGAGGAUAUCGACAAUCUAGAGAUUGAAGACGAUGUAGCCAACCCCAAUCGGGAAACACGACGGCAAACUUCGUACGACCCUACGCAAAAAGAUAGGGUAUGGGUGUUUGAAGCUGUCGCGGAGAUUGGAAUGCCAGAGGCAGUCAACAUGUGGAAUACGCGAAAACAGGAGAAGUUAGCAGCUGCGGAGAAACGAGCUUCCCGCAAGAGAGCCCCGAAGGUGACGAAACCUAAAGUCGUCGAUCCGAAAAUGAAAUUUGGCGAGAUUAUGAAGUAUGGAACUAUUGUUAAAAGCCUAGGUACUGUAGUGACCAAUUCUCGUCCGUUCUCUUCUCAAAAAGCCGCGUGCCGAAACGGUUCUACCAUCACAAAUGAAGACGCGUUCGGAUUAUUCUCGCAGCUUUCAGAAUUGUCAUCCAGUCAAGCAUAUAGCUCGAGUAACGGAGAUCCUUUAGCUUCCCUAAAAUCAUCGAGCGUGGCGACUUCAACUAAUACUAAGGCGGCAUUGAACUUCGAACAUGGUAAUGAAUAAAUGUUAGGCAAAGCCAUGUUUGACAUGCAAAUUUCAUCAGAUGCUCAGCUAUCGUCGCCUAAAAAUCGUGAUCUAAGUCUUGGAGUUAGCCACGAGGCCGUAGGUUCACGAACAAUCACAUCCGUCAAGCCCCAAACACAAAUUCGAAACAAGUCUAAAGGAAUAUCAAACAUUUACCCGCCCAUUCAAAGUUUAGAUAUCGAGGAGGAAAAUCAUGCCACGAAGUUGAACACUUUUACGUCAUCCUUGCGAUCGUCAAUCUCAGAAUUCAACCUUUCCACUGCAGAUGACAUAUUAUCUCAAAUGUCGGCACUGAAGAUUCAAGAGCAUAAAGUGGAUGGAUUCUCUGAACACUCACAUACCACCAUUGAAAAGGGUGGGUCUUCCCAGGAUAAUCCUUUAGCGAGUGCAGUUGCAGACCUUCCCUCGAACGACGACCGCAGAAAAUUACUUUCUAAAACGGAAAAUGGGGUCCGGGCAACAAAUUCUCCAUUUCAGCGAACCGAGCUGUCAGUCAUCGAAACUUACAAAGGAUACUGGACAUACAGGCAGAGCACGAACGAGGACGAAAACAUUUCCCCUGAAGAGCAGAGCAAUUAUUAUACGGGGGCCGCAAGAAAUAGUCGAAGGGAAACUAUCCUUGAUAAGAAACUAGGCAAGAAGAAAUUAAUUGGACGAGUAAGUAUUCUAGAUUUGAGUGAAGAGUAGCCGGUACACGUGUUACCUGAAUCGCCACCGCGGUACACUUUUUUUUGGAAAUCAGGAAUUAGGCUAAACAUACUCUGGAUUCUUUUUUGGCCAUUCCUCAUUCCUGUUUGCUGAGCAUACCCCAUAUUGAAAUGCAAAAUCCUACCAAUAUCCCGCUAGAAUUAAUACAUACAUUGUGGUCCAUAGACCCCCAAUAAACUUCCUCUAAACUAACGAUGCCCAUUCACCAAAUUUUCUUUCACCAACAGCUAACCCCUCUAUGACCUUGUCAACCACGGGAAACCUAUAUCACGGUACAAUAAACGCCAGAGAAUAAAUGAUUUAUAUUUCUUAAGUUAAUGAAUACUAAGCUAUCCAAUAUCGAGCUAUUGUCUUUAUGCUGUCUUUCCUUAGACCUAAACCUAAACGCCGAAGACAGAAAGGGGUUGUACGAUAAAUCCAGAAGUAAUGCCAGUGUCACGAACGCAAAAUGUCGGGUUGAAAAUAGGGAUUCAAUGAUUGAGGGGCUAAUGGAAAAAGGGAACUGAAAACGAGCACCAGCUGAAAUGGCGAUUCGCGAAAACAUACGGGGAGAUGGGCCGGUAAAAAAAGGGAUAAGAUAGAGGACCGUACGUAAACUUCAGAGGUGGAAAUGUAGGGUUCGUGAAAAUGACAUCAUGGAGCACCAUCAGGGAAAAGAAAACAAGGAGCCGAAAGGGAAGGGGGAAAGUAUUAAGAUAGAGUUCGAGAAGAGUGAUGUGAAAAUAAACCAUAUCAUCCGAAAGUUUUCAAAAAGCCCCAAAUCCCAACACUACUAAGGACGGGAAUGGUAAGGUUAUCAUCCCAUCCGAAGAUGUCUAUAAGUUCACUGCCAGCAGCCACAAUUCCCGUCCACAUACUCAUAAUACCCAAAGCCAAAGGCCCAGUAACCACUGCU